This is a messenger RNA of Huiozyma naganishii CBS 8797, 519 nucleotides long. It is a transcript of the gene FYV6, whose product is annotated as Fyv6p. The coding region runs from base 1 to 519 and encodes 172 amino acids. The record is from RefSeq and is a predicted model, not a curated record. Lineage: Eukaryota; Fungi; Ascomycota; Saccharomycetes; Saccharomycetales; Saccharomycetaceae. The transcript has a single exon.
AUGGUAGACAAGAGCACGCCGCGGCCGAAAAGACCGCUGACCUUUAUCUCGGAAGGUGCGUCCGAUAUACAGACACAGAAGGCGAAAGAGGAGCACGAGCAGAACAAGUACGAGCAUGAGCGGCAACGAAGGCGGCGAAAGACGCUGCAGGACCAACUGCGAGCGAAUGCUAUCAACAAGCAGAAGGUGUUCAAGAAGCAGGUGCGGGAGAAGGAAAAGUUCAACCGGUUAAGCAAAAGCGAGUUGCAAUUCUUCAAAGAUGCAGACAGAGACCGGCAGCAGACGCAGAAGAAAGAGGACAACUAUUUACAAAGUGGUCUCGCCGAGUUCGAGAGGAAGAAAAAAAUGCUGGAGCGAAGAAAUAACAAAAUUCUGAAUUCUACCGAUGAUGCCAGUGCACCAAUAGAGGGGACCUCGCAACAUCCACGGUCAUUGACGCAGUCACUCGGAAUUGUGAAGAAAAAACCGAAACGGAAAAUUCACGUAUCAUUGAAAUCAUUGGAUGAUCACACACAGUGA